Messenger RNA from Mus caroli (Ryukyu mouse), 742 nucleotides. Lineage: Eukaryota; Metazoa; Chordata; Mammalia; Rodentia; Muridae. The record is from RefSeq and is a predicted model, not a curated record.
GCAGUCCAAGUGACCAGCAACAGUAGGCCAGAGGUGUUGGAGGUGGGGUGAGACAGGACCAGCCCCUAAGCUUGGUCAGGCCUGAUCAAGUGCUGUGGCAGUCAUGGUGCGAUCACGGUGGCAGCCUCACCCUCCGUUCCUGCUUCUCCUGGUGCUCGUGUGGCUCCCCCAAAGCCUGAGUCUAGACCUGAUUGCCUACACACCGCAGAUAACAGCCUGGGACCUCGAAGGGAAGGUCACAGCCACUACAUUCUCUCUGGAGCAGCCUCGGUGCGUCUUUGAUGAGCAUGUCUCAACUAAGGACACCAUCUGGCUAGUGGUGGCUUUCAGCAAUGCCUCCAGGGACUUUCAGAACCCACAGACUGCUGCGAAGAUCCCCACCUUCCCACAGCUGCUGACUAACGGCCACUAUAUGACAUUACCCCUGUCCCUGGAUCAGCUGCCGUGUGAGGACCUGACCGGUGGCAGUGGAGGUGUCCCCGUGCUUCGGGUGGGCAAUGAUUUUGGCUGUUACCAGCGACCCUAUUGCAACGCCCCCCUCCCCAGCCAGGGCCCUUACAGGAAAGAAUCCCAACUCCAUUGACACAUGGCCUGGCCGGCGGAGCGGCUGUAUGAUCGUCAUAACCUCCAUCCUCUCUGCCCUGGCCGGCCUCUUGCUCCUGGCUUUCCUGGCAGCUUCCACUACACGUUUGUAAGUGAUGGCAACACCCCUCAGGCGCCUCUCCCCUGCCCAGAUCCCUAG